CGCUCCUCUUCCUUUCGAUCCCUCUCCGGCUCUCCGCCUCGCCUCGAACCAAACCGCCCUCCCCAAUCCUAGCCUCUCGAACCUUCCAGAGCCCGCGUGCUCGACCUCGCCCGCAAUGGCGUCCUCCUCCUCCUCCUCCUCAGGCGAGGGGCCCUCCACUUCGGGUUCGGGUGGUGGCCGCCGCGCGCAGUACUGGGACUUCGUGCACGCGGUCGUGAUCUACAAGGAAGACAAUGACCAGGUGCUCCAGAAGCUCCUCACCGCGGUGAUGAAUCUCGACAUCGUCGCCGCGAAGAAGUCCGCGGAGAAGCUGAGGGAGAUGGGGACGGGCCUGGACGCGGCGGUGCAGGCCGUCGCCGACCCCAAGAACAAGCGCCACGGGCCGCUCCACGUCGCCGCGGGGACCAAGUAUCUGGAGAUGUGCAAGAUGCUAGUCAAGAAGUACAACUGCAACCCAAACGCGGCCGGUGCUGAUGGUGAAACACCUCUGUUUUUUGCAAUACUAGGUCAGGGAUCUCAGGCUAUUGUAGAGUAUCUUAUCACCAUUGGUGCUGAUCCAAAUAAAGCAAACAAUCGUGGGAUUACUCCACUCCACCUCGCAGCAGGAGAAGGUCACUGUGAAAUAGCAGAGUAUUUGUUGUCCAAAGGAGCUAAUGUUGAUCCCAUAUGUCAAGAUGGCGAAGCACCACUACAUAUUGCUGCUCGCCGUGGAAAUUUAAGAAUGGUGAAAAUAUUGUUGGAGCAUCAAGCAGAUUGUAACAGACUUUCGGGUAAACUCCACACACCACUGGUGGCGUCCCUCUUUGGUUCUUCAUUGGAAUGCUUGGAGAGAAUUAUUGAGGCUGGCGCUGCUGUCAAUACUGAUAGUCCUGUAACUCCAUUAUCAGUAGCUGCUCGUAAAGGCUUAGCUGACUGCAUCAAAUGUUUGUUGAAUAGGGGUGCUGAUCCUAAUGAGCCUGAUGAAGAUGGUAAAUUGCCACUAGAAGUUGCUGCAUCCAUAGGAUGGUUGGCAGGCAUUCAGAUUCUCUUGCCUGUAACAAACCCUUUGGAAAAAUUUGAAAACCUGAGCAUUGCUGAAAUGAUUAAACAAGAAGGAAUGGCACGCCAACAGGAAGCACUUACGGCUGUUGCAGAUGGAGAUGUUGCAUACUGGGAGAAGAAUUAUGCUGAUGCAUUGAGAUGCUACACCAAAGCAUUGAGGCUUGGCCAUGGUGAUCCAGCCUUGUAUGCAAAGAGGAGCCUUUGCCAUCUGAGGAAUUAUGAUCAGCAUAGAUUUUUGGACGAUGCGUAUUCCUACAUGGAUAUCAUGACUCCAGAUUUAUCAGUACCUUGCUCUGAGAAAGCUGCUAAGAAAUUGGUGCUGGGGUAUGACAUGAACUGGAGAGCAGAAAGGCCUGGUUCUGGAAGCAACCCGACUAACUGAUGAAACUGACAAAGCAUCCAGGGAGGAGCCAUCCGUGAAGCAAGGUGGGUCAGUUGCUACUGCACAGACGAGAAGAUGGUGGUGACAUGCUGUUGCCGGGCGUCCAUGGAACCUGCGGGGCUGUCGUUUUUGUCGGAUCCUGCAUUUUUUUUCUCUCUCCCUGGAAACCUGUCCACGUUCUGUAGAUGGUAAUCCAAAGCGGCUGGAGUUUUAGUACCUAUUAUACCUAGUUAAUAAUAGCAUAGAAGUUACGCAUAUUUCUCAUGGUACACUGAACCGCCAAAACGGUCCGAAGUUGGGCCCUCUGCCUUUGGUUGCAAGACCAAACAUAAACAGUGAUGGAAACCUGGAUGUUGCAACGCUUUUGAGUUGUAACUGAGCUCAGAUGAUGAAGUUUACUUCGGUGGCAUGCAUGUUCUGGGAGUUGA
Messenger RNA from Panicum virgatum (switchgrass), 1851 nucleotides. RefSeq names its product serine/threonine-protein phosphatase 6 regulatory ankyrin repeat subunit B-like. Gene Ontology annotation, molecular function: protein binding. The record is from RefSeq and is a predicted model, not a curated record. The transcript has 11 exons. NCBI's taxonomy places the organism in Eukaryota, Viridiplantae, Streptophyta, Magnoliopsida, Poales, Poaceae. The coding region runs from base 116 to 1423 and encodes 435 amino acids.